Phanerochaete carnosa HHB-10118-sp is the source of this 1281-nucleotide messenger RNA. RefSeq lists its product as uncharacterized. Gene Ontology annotation, cellular component: heterotrimeric G-protein complex. The record is from RefSeq and is a predicted model, not a curated record. Gene Ontology annotation, biological process: adenylate cyclase-modulating G protein-coupled receptor signaling pathway. Gene Ontology annotation, molecular function: G-protein beta/gamma-subunit complex binding; G protein-coupled receptor binding; GTPase activity. The coding region runs from base 22 to 1281 and encodes 419 amino acids. Lineage: Eukaryota; Fungi; Basidiomycota; Agaricomycetes; Polyporales; Phanerochaetaceae. The transcript is spliced from 9 exons.
CUAAAGCGUGCUGCUGAAAGAAUGGAACCAAGUGACGAGAUUGAUCGCCUCAUUGAGCUCGAGAGGCAGGAGCUAAAGAAGCACAGGCCUCAAGCGAAGCUUCUCUUGCUGGGACAAUCCGAGGCCGGCAAGUCGACGCUCCUGAAGAACUUCCAGCUUCACUUUGCACCCAAGGCCUUCCACGCGGAAGCGGAGGCCUGGCGCGCCGUUAUUCACCUAAACCUCGUCCGCGCGGUGAAUUACAUCCUCGAGAGCCUGAACACCUCGACGCAGACCUCGGGCCAGAGCUCCGGCUCCGGCACUGGCGGCGCCUCGAGCAUGUCGACCGUCAGCAGCGGCGGCCGGCAUGGCAGCACUGACACUCUGCGACACCUGCGCAUGCGACUCUCCCCUCUGCGCCAAGUCGAGCUGAUCCUGCACCGGCGACUGUGUGUGGAUGGUCCGUCAGGAUCCUCGUCGAGAGGCACCCGGGCUCAAAGGAGCUCUUCGUCAGCGUCCUCGUCUCGCCAACCCGACCUUACAGUGAGGGUUCGCUCGGGCUGGAAGGCUCUCGCGCGGAUAGGCCGGCAGACGUCGUUAACCGGCCAGGACGAGCUCCAAGACAUGAGACAGAUUAUAGAUGCCUGCCGCGACGACAUCAUCGCGCUGUGGGCCGACGACGCCGUGCAAGCUGGCUUGCGCAAGCACAACAUUGACCUGGAAGAUCAUUAUAUUUAUUUUUUGAACAAUGCCUCCCGCGUCACCUCGAUGCGUUACGUCCCGCCGACUGAAGAUAUCCUUCGUGCGCGACUGCAGACUAUUGGGGUGGAAGAGCAUCGCCUGGCUUUAGAAACAGGAGAUUCAGGAAGCGAAUGGGUAUUUUACGACGUCGAAGGUUGCCGCGGUCAACGGACCGCUUGGGCUCCCUUCUUUGACGAUGUAAAUGCGAUGAUAUUUCUCUGCCCGGUAUCAAACUUCGACGUACCACUCAAGGAGGAUCCUAGUAUCAAUAGUUUGUUGGAUUCUGUUAGCCUCUGGAACACCUUGUGCGAGAACAAGCUUCUUGCUGACGCCACAUUCAUUCUAUUUCUCAACAAGAUGGACCUUCUACACCGGAAGCUCAAGUCUGGAAUUAAAUUCUCGGAUCAUGUCAGUUUGUACAAAGAUGAGCCCAACGAUGCUGAGAGCAUUGCCCUGUACUUCAAGCGGAAGCUUUCCGCCGUACACAAGCACUACUCUCCAAAACCUCGGGCUCUGCACAUACAUAAGACUUGCGCCAUCGUAUGUCAUUGUCCUGAAUGA